GAAAAUUAAUAUCGGGUGAAAUAAGCCGGUCUUCAUUUUGGUUUAGGUAAAACAAACAUAUCCCAAAUCUUUCUAACAUAAACCGUAUAUAUAUGCGUAUAUAUAUAUAUACUUACGUAUAUGCUUAGGGUUAUUACCUGAACAAACAAAACCAUGUCGAACCACAACUUCUACGCUGUCGCCAAGCAAGUCUUCAAAGCGGAAGUCACUUCAAAAUCCACACAUCAAAUCGCCGAUUCAAUCGCCAAAACCCUAACCAAAAUCAACCCUAAAUCUCCCCAAAUUCUGUCAUCUUUUCUCCCCAAUCUCAAUCCCCAAAUUACGCACCUCCUUCUCUCCAACCCACGGAUUCCCACACGCACCUGCUUGCAUCUCUUCAAAUUCCUGCAGAAGAACACCUCCAUCGUUCCUCAGAAACCGAAUCUCGAAGCUCACAUCGCCAUCAUCCUGCGCUUGUUCGCCGACAGAAGAUUCGCCGAGGCGAAGCGCAUUUUGAGCUCCGCUGUGGCCGAUGGAAGCCUCCAAUUGGCGAUUCGUGAAAUUGCUCCAUUAUUGGGUGAGAAUUGCUCCUCCAAAUUGCAGGAAUCGAUUCUCGACAUGUUAUUUAGGGUUUACGCGGACAAUGGAAAGUUCGACGAGGGUUUGGAGGUGUUCGAGCAUAUGGCGAAGAAUGGAUUCAAAAUCGACGAACGGUCAUGUAUGGUUUACCUGAUCGCUUUCAAAAAACGCGACGAAUUCGAAUCGAUGUAUCGAUUUUUCAUAAGAAUGAUGGAUUGCAAUGUGAGGAUUACAGUGUAUUCGAUGACAAUGGUGAUUGGUGGAUUGUGUAAAAGGAAUGAAAUUAAGAGAGCAAGGGAAUUGAUGGAUGAUUUGGUAGGGAAAGGAGUAAAGCCAAAUGUGUACACAUUCAACACAUUGCUCGAAGCUUACGUCGAGAAAUCGGACCUCACCGGAGUCGACGAGGUCCUGGCAGCUAUGGCGGAAUCUGGCGUGCGAUUCAAUGCUGCGACAUAUACGCUUUUGAUCGGAUGGCGGGGGAGGAGCGGGAGGAUGGAAGAUGCUCGGAAACUGUUCGACGAAAUGUCCGAGAAGGAUGUAGCUAAAGAUGUUCAUGUAUAUACAUUGAUGAUUAGUUUGUGUAGUCGGUCGGGCGACGUUAAGACGGCGUUUGCGUUGUUCGACGAGUUGGUCGAGAAGGGCUUGCGGCCGAGCACGCAUACAUACGGUUCGUUGAUACACGGCGUUUGUCGCGUGGGGAACAUGGAGGCCGCGGAAAUCUUGAUCGAGGAGAUGCAACGCGAAGGGAUUGAAUUAAAUCGGGUGGUUUUCAAUACGUUGAUCGACGGAUAUUGCAAGAAAGGGAUGAUCGACGAGGCGUGGAGGGUGCGACGUAUUAUGGAGAAUAAGGGGUUCGAAUCCGACGUUUACUCGAAUAGUAUAGUUGCGAGUUGUUUAUCUCGAUUGGGUCGUAACGAGGAAGCGAAAGGGUUGCUACUUUCGAUGGUGGAUAAGAGCACGAUAUUAAAUAUAGCGACAUAUACAGCUCUGGUCGAUAUAUAUAGUAAGGAAGGUAAUUUUCGUGAAGCGAAGAAAAUUAUGAUCGAGAUGGAGACGAAGGGAGUGAAACCGAAUCUCGUGACGUAUAAUGCUUUAAUUGACGGAUACGUCAAGAAGGGUAAGAUCGAAGACGCGCAUUCGUUAAGACGGGAAGUGGAAGCAAAGGGAUUGUUUCCCGACGUGUAUACUUACACGUCGCUAAUACACGGGAAAUGUAUGCUCGGGGAGGUAGACGAGGCGAUUAAGCUAUUUAUAUCGAUGAAAGAAACGGGCGUAAAUCCAAGUCCCGUGACUUACACGGCGUUGAUAUCGGGAUUAUCGAAAGAAGGUCGAUCGAGCGAAGCUUUCGAAUUUUACGACGAGAUGAUACGCGUUGGCCUCGCGCCUGACGACACCGUUUACUCGACGCUCGUCGGCAGCCUCCACGGAUCGGGAACGUAA
Messenger RNA from Andrographis paniculata, 1998 nucleotides. RefSeq names its product pentatricopeptide repeat-containing protein At2g32630. NCBI's taxonomy places the organism in Eukaryota, Viridiplantae, Streptophyta, Magnoliopsida, Lamiales, Acanthaceae. The transcript has a single exon. The coding region runs from base 154 to 1998 and encodes 614 amino acids. The record is from RefSeq and is a predicted model, not a curated record. Gene Ontology annotation, molecular function: protein binding.